AUGAUCGAAAUUGACCCUACCCCCGCCCUAGAGGCAAGCUCGGCGCCCUCUUUUCCGGCUUUGCCUGCAUCUGCGACACAAUCUGCUCUGAAAUCGGAGACAAGGCGUAUACCAAUACCUCCGCAUCGCAUGACACCCAUAAAAAAGGACUGGAUAAAUAUUUUCAGUCCUCUCACCGAGAUCCUUGGGCUACAAGUGCGAAUGAAUGUUCAGAGGCGGUGUUUAGAAAUUAGAACAUCAAAAGCUACCACAGAAAUCGGUGCUUUGCAGAAAGGAGCUGAUUUUGUGAAGGCAUAUGCUCUUGGAUUUGACGUCAACGACGCGAUAGCACUUCUACGAAUGGACGAUCUUUACCUCGACUCAUUUGAGAUUAAAGACGUAAAAACACUUCAUGGCGAUCAUCUUAGCAGAGCAAUCGGACGGAUAGCGGGACAGGACGGCAAAACCAAGUUCACAAUCGAGAACACUAGCCGGACUCGUAUCGUGCUCGCUGACACGAAAAUCCACAUCAUGGGCUCCUUCCAAAACAUCAAAAUUGCGCGCGAUGCAAUCGUCUCUUUAAUCUUGGGCUCACCACCCGGAAAAGUUUAUGCCGGACUUAGGACUGUUAGCAGUCGUAUGAAGCAGCGGGCACUGUAA
This is a messenger RNA of Suillus subaureus, 639 nucleotides long. RefSeq lists its product as uncharacterized. Lineage: Eukaryota; Fungi; Basidiomycota; Agaricomycetes; Boletales; Suillaceae. Gene Ontology annotation, cellular component: nucleolus. The record is from RefSeq and is a predicted model, not a curated record. The transcript has 5 exons. Gene Ontology annotation, molecular function: RNA binding. Bases 1 to 639 code for a protein of 212 amino acids.